Messenger RNA from Sparassis crispa, 285 nucleotides. RefSeq lists its product as hypothetical. The record is from RefSeq and is a predicted model, not a curated record. NCBI's taxonomy places the organism in Eukaryota, Fungi, Basidiomycota, Agaricomycetes, Polyporales, Sparassidaceae. Bases 1 to 285 code for a protein of 94 amino acids. The transcript is spliced from 3 exons.
AUGGGAAGGCACUUGCACGUAGAACGGCUCCAUACAGAGCAAUAUGGGAGCAGUACGGUGCGGCGAAUGGUACAGGAGCAGCGGGCAGGAUGCGAGCACCAGAGAUUCGAGGGCAUGAGCGCAGCAGCCACUGCAGCAGCAAAGGCAGAAAAGGCAGCAGCUAAGGCAGCAGCUAAGGCAGCAGCAAAGGUGGUAAAGAAGGCAUCAAAAUCUACGGACGGGGAUUCCAAAAAGCCCGUGCAUGCGGCGCGUGGAAGGGCGAAGGUGUCUACUGGUGUCACUUAG